GAAUGAUUUCUGCUCAUGUCUCAACACAGGAGCGUCUCCCCUCACGCUGGCUGCUUGGCGGUGACAGUCAUGGACAACAGGCCUGUCCUCAGGAGACGGACUGGUGCUGUCCAACAUGUGCUGCUGGCGGUACUUUACCUGCUCUGCAGCUCCCAGCUUCUGGUGGUGGACGCAAACUCCUGGUGGUCUUUGGGUCUGACCCCGAUCCAGCGGCCUGAAAUGUACAUUAUAGGAGCUCAGCCUCUUUGCAGUCAGCUGACUGGCCUUUCACAGAGUCAGAGGAAGCUGUGCCAGCUGUACCAGGAUCACAUGACCUACAUCGGAGAUGGAGCCAAAACGGGCAUCAAGGAGUGCCAGUACCAGUUCAGACAGAGGAGGUGGAACUGCAGCACGGUGGAUAACACAUCCGUGUUUGGACGGGUCAUGCACAUCGGCUCGAGGGAAGCAGCCUUCACCUAUGCCAUCAGUGCAGCUGGCGUGGUCAACGCCAUCAGCCGGGCGUGCCGUGAGGGCGAGCUCUCCACCUGCGGAUGUAGCCGUGCCGUCCGGCCCCGAGAACUGCCACGUGAUUGGCUGUGGGGUGGCUGCGGCGACAAUGUGCAUUACGGCUACAGAUUUGCCCGUGAGUUUGUCGACGCCCGGGAAAGGGAGAAGAAUUACCUGCGAGGGUCGCAGGAGCACGCCCGGACGCUGAUGAACCUGCACAAUAAUGAAGCAGGGAGGCAGGCAGUCUACAAACUUGCUGAUGUGUCCUGUAAGUGUCACGGAGUCUCCGGCUCCUGCAGCCUGAAAACUUGCUGGCUGCAGCUGGCCGACUUCAGGCGGGUCGGAGAGUUCCUUAAAGAAAAAUACGACAGUGCUGCAGCUAUGAGGAUUGGACGCAAGGGAAAGCUGGAGCUCGUAGACAAGCGCUUCAACAACCCAACACCCGAGGACAUGGUUUACAUCGACCCGAGUCCGGACUACUGCCCCCGAAAUGAGACUACGGGCUCGCUGGGCACGCAGGGGCGGCUCUGCAACAAAACGUCUGAGGGCGUGGACGGCUGCGAGCUGAUGUGCUGCGGCCGAGGGUACGACCAAUUUAAGACCUACAAGCACGAGCGCUGCCACUGCAAGUUCCACUGGUGCUGCUACGUCAAGUGCAAGCGCUGCACGUCACUCGUGGACCAGUUCGUGUGCAAAUAGCACGUCACAGCACACUGGGACAAUGGGAGCAGGGGUUGGAAGCAAAGUGGAGGGAAGACGAGGGUGAACAUUCUGGGUUUUGUUCAGGAUGUGGCACAAGAGUGACUUUCUUAUAAAUGAAAAAUGGCUACAGCACGCGUGUGUGGCUGAUUUUUUUAUUUUUUCCAUUGAUCAUCAAAUGGAUAAGAUGUUCAAAAAACACAAGGAGUGAGCAAAGAAGGAAUAAAAAGAAUGGACCAGUCAGAAGCAGACGAAUCCUUUAAAAGGGGACACUUUGUUUAGUGUGAGAUAAAUAAAUAUAUAUUAAAAUAAACUUUAUAAUUGUUUAUUUUA
Messenger RNA from Nematolebias whitei (Rio pearlfish), 1518 nucleotides. RefSeq names its product protein Wnt-5b. Gene Ontology annotation, molecular function: cytokine activity; frizzled binding. Lineage: Eukaryota; Metazoa; Chordata; Actinopteri; Cyprinodontiformes; Rivulidae. Bases 16 to 1185 code for a protein of 389 amino acids. The transcript has 6 exons. The record is from RefSeq and is a predicted model, not a curated record. Gene Ontology annotation, cellular component: extracellular region. Gene Ontology annotation, biological process: multicellular organism development; neuron differentiation; canonical Wnt signaling pathway.